This is a messenger RNA of Phytomonas sp. Hart1, 3391 nucleotides long. NCBI's taxonomy places the organism in Eukaryota, Euglenozoa, Kinetoplastea, Trypanosomatida, Trypanosomatidae. The record is from the annotation of a GenBank genome assembly.
GUGUCUUACCAAAAAAGUGAGUACUAUCGAAUUUGAGACAAAGAGCUUAGUGUUUACUUGUCAGGGAUAUACUAUUGUCUCAACGAAAGCUUGUAAUUCUUGACCACGACAGAUGUGUUGGUGUUACCCCUGGCGAACUCGUAGCAUCCCAAAGUGAUCCACACGAUCGUGAUGGAUGCCGUUUACCUUAUCGACCACGCUUUAAGAGGCCUCCGGCAAACUGAUCUGGCUUAUACACACGGCGGGCGUCCACGGGGCUGUGGGAGCAGGAGAGGCCAAUGCACAAGGGCCUCGUGCGGAAGCUGCCUCAGCCGGUCAGCUUUUGUGUCACGGGGCUCCUGCCCAACAUGGUGUGGCGUGUGCAGCGCUACGGCCUGUAGUUCAGUUACAAGGUUAAGGCCUGCGUCUUCAUAGAUGACGGGGUCGAUGUCAAGGGGAAUGGCUUCGUCGAGGACAGAACCGACAGGACAGCGAACUAGAGCAUCUACUGAGACCUGCCCGCUGCCUGAACCAUCCUGUCGAACCCGGGCUUGAGCAACGCCUUGUUUUCCCUCAGCGCCAUCAACUCCGUGUCCAUCGCCCCAGAGCCGAUUUAGCGAUAUGGGGCACAAGAUUUGUACAUCUCUCAGUUUGUAGGGUCUACGUGGAGUAAAUAUUUCCAUAUUGACAUGAUGCACACUGGGGAUGAGUAAUACACAUGGGAUAUAUUGACAGCUGUGUACAUUCUGGACCCUUUAAUUAUGGAAAUUGAGUCUGUACCGCUGGAUGUUGUGGUGCAAAAGAACCAAAGCGAGAGGAGGACUAUCCGCUCGGAAGAUUUAUUGUGCAACACAUAUCUGAAAUAAACCUCAGCGCGCAGGAGUUCUAUGUUUUUGACGUCUUGAAUAUGAAAAAAAAAUGAUGAAGGUUUCGCAAGGAUAUUCUUUUUAAUUGACAUCAAUAUUAAAUAAAUUUCAUCCUAUUUCUUGCUUAAGUGUUAACUGGAUAUACAGAUCAAAUAAACGUUAAGUAUUAUUAUUAUUUUUUUCUUUUUAUAUCUGCUGAACAAAACUGAAAAGGACACAGGCUAAUUGCUUCAAAGCAUCGCAAUACGAAUGACGAACCCAAUCACUGAAAAUGUUACUUUUUUUCUUACCUUUGUGUUUUCUUAACAUGCGUUUCAAUAUCGAAAAUAUUUACAUUUCUUAAAUAUUAAAGAAUAGUAAACAAGAUGGACAAUUCAUCAGGACAAGCCUCGUUUUUGUGUUUCCCUUCGAUACUCGGUUCUCACGAAGGAAAACAGGCUAUUUCCAAUCCAACUUUUGUGACUAAAUCCGAUUAUCAAGCAUUUUACAAUUACAAAGCCUCCAAAGGCAGAACGCUUUUAAGAGAUCAGACGACUUUGGAUACGGAAUUGCCCACUCUACUUCCAAAAGGAUUGCAUUACAUAGCCAAUUUUGUGUCUUUUGAUGAUCUCUAUUCAGAUGGAGCGUUCAAGCAAUCGAAACGAAGCCUAGUCAAUAUCACCAGCGAGCAUCUCUCUCUCCUUUAUCGGGCCAAGUGUAUUGAUAGAGACUUGGCCCCGUCGUGGGAGAGGGAGGUGAGGUUCAUGGAAUUUAUUAGCAGCACUUGUAAAGACAACAUCUUUUCCCUUCCCGAGAGUGGUCUGGGACCGGCAAGCGCUGAGGUCAUCAAAUGCAUUCUGUCGAACAACAAAACGUACAGUGUUCUGGAUUUGAGCGACAAUUACUUGAGAGAUGAUGGCGUUAAAUCCAUCGGGGAGCUUUUACAGGUAAACCGAACCAUCGUACAUGUUGGACUGAGCUCUAACGAUAUGAGCUACAAAGGAGUCUUUGCUAUUGCAAGCGCUUUGGAAGACAACAAAACUGUUAUUUCCCUGGAUCUGGGCGCUAAGUCAGGAGUGAAUGCUAAUCACAUCGGAAGCCAAGGGGCGGAGGCGCUUGGCAAACUUCUCAAGGUCAACAAAGUGCUCUCAAGGCUCAAUUUGGGCAGCAAUGGACUUGGGGCAAGUGGUCUCUCGUUUUUUCAAUCUAGCCUAAUUGAUAACACCACCCUAACCCAUCUGAAUCUCAAUAGCAAUAAUCUAGGCCGUGAUGGCGCGCGAAUCCUCGCUGAGAUAUUGGAGUGUGGUCGUCUCGUUCACCUUUCCCUCGAACGAAAUGCCCUAACAGAUAUUGGUGGCCACAUCAUCAUUCAGGCCAUUCAUUCAGCGAUACGAAAUGGUGAAUGCUUGUUGGAGCACUUAGACCUCAAGAACAACGGCCUUGGUGAACAUUCGGCGAAGGUUAUUGGCAAGGUCCUACCCAACGCUUCCAUUUUGCGAUCGCUAGAUCUAUCAUCUAACGAAUUUGCUGAGUCGGCAAAUUUCAUAGCGGAGGGUCUUAUGGAGAACAAGUCUGUUAGCACGCUCGAUAUGAGCAAUUGUAAAAUCCGAGAAAACGUUGGAGUGCACUUUGGAAAUGCACUUAUUGUGAAUACUACGUUAAAAUCCUUGAAUUUUAGCAAAAACAAACUGAAGGACCGGGGCGCGAAGGAGAUCUCGCGCGGUUUAGCGGUGAACAAGGCCUUAAUUUCUUUGAAUCUUUCUUCCAACAUGAUUGGUGAUGAAGGUGGGAAGGCUCUUGCCACUGCCCUAGUUUCGAACAACACACUUCGUAAGCUUGAUUUGAAGCGGAAUACUAUGUCUACUAUGACGGGCAACCUCCUUUAUAAAAGCCUCUGUGGUUGUUCGUCUGUCGACCAUCUAGAUGUUACCUACAACGAUUUUUCGUACAAAUGUUUUAUGAAUAUAAAAGCCUGCCUUGAUCGGAAUGCGCAGGCCAACAAACAAUUGAUUAUUCCCAAACUAAAGGACGAAAUAGAGGUUUUAGAGCCCAAACAGAUGGAGCUUUUUCAAACGCAAGAGAAGAUCGACAUGGAAAAGAGGAUCAUUAAGGACAGAAAGGAGCAGCUUCUGAGGAAGACCGAAGAAACUCGAGUUAUAUCGGAAAAAAUGAAGCGAAAUAUUUUCGACUUAGAGAAGAAUACAGAGCGAUUACGCGUCAUAUGUGAGGCCGAGGAGAGCGUAUUCCAGCGCACGGGGGAUGAGUUGACAGCUGAAAUAUCUUCGUACAAGAUUAAGAAGGUUGGCUUGGGCACGCGAAUUCAGCAGGAGAAGGAAAAAGCCGAUAAAAUCGCUAGAGAAAUUGAAAAAAUGCGGAUUCAGAUAAAAAGAAUUGAACAAAGCGAAAACGAGCAUUUGGCUCCUCUGCUGAAUGAUUUAAGCAAUGCAAAUGAAGAUAGAGAUCAAGAAGAGAGAGAUGCAAAAUCCGAGGCAGAAAAGUUAGAAGCCCUUACCCAACGCCAAAAAGAACUCGAAGCCAUCCUUAGUCGCCAUAGUGCAAAAAGAUAA